AUGACCGGGUCUGAGGGUCCACGAAAUGAAGGCGCCACCAGGGUUGGUCCGAAGACGGUCAGGUGGCGGGAGAACGGUGAAGGUGUCGAGACAUUGAUGCCACUCCUGCAAGAUCUAUACUGGAAGUCAGUCGAGAAGGAGAUCCGGGGGCUCAUCCCCGCGCUCACAGAGCUCAUGUUAUGCGCCCCGAACCCGACGCCCGUGGAAGUGAUCCCAGCCUGGCCCGCUCCGGAAAGGCUGAAUCAGUUCGCCAAGGCAUGGUCAUAUGUCCAUCUCAGCGAUGAAGACCGCAAAUCUAUCCUGGCAGAGACUCAACGUGGUGCCUUGAUCACCCCUCGUGAGCAGCCCAAUAUCUCUUAUGACGGACCUCACGUCAUGAUUCGAGACUGGCCCGACGACGAUCCCGAUGUUAUCCGCAAGGUUGCCGUGGGUCCAGAUCCACUGGAACCCUGGCAACAUCGACGAAAGAUAUGGAUGGCGUUCGAGAGGCGGCAUACGACACGGACUCUGGCCGUUGCCAAACAAGUCUGCGGAGGCUUGUUCGCGAAAGCCAUGCCGUCAUGGGCCCCCGUCGAGGACCGAGCGGUUUACCUGCUUGUGCAAGCUGCCACGGACUACGACGCUUGUCUCAACAUGAUGUCAACCGCUUCACUGCGCACGAGGUUACACAAUGCCGCGGCAAAAAUUACAUCGGCCCUGCGCAACGACCUGAGCGAUACGGUUGACCGGCAACUAUGUCUCAUAUCGACGCUUCUGUGUGACGAGUCCACGAGACUUGAGUGGAGUCCCUUUCUCAACAAUUGCCAGAAGUUCUGCAACAAACUCCUGGGCCAAGAGUUCUUCCGCUCAGUACAUUACCACCCAUCGGGACGCGAAGCACCCGGAUCUCCUGCGCACAACCCUACUCUUCGACCCUACUUGCAUUCAUUCGCCGCCCCGUCAACGUUUCCGCUGCUGCACGACGAUGCAGGCGAUGGGUUGCGCCUACGCCGCUCAGAUUUGGGGGCCUACAUGUCGUCGCUUCACCACGCUGAAGACUUUGUCUCGUUCGCGUUAGCCCGAAAGCUUACGCUCCCAACGGCUCGCACCGGCAAGGAUGGAUUCGGGACCCGCGUGGACUUGACCCUCGCUACGAAAUGCGGCCUGACCUGUGGGCACAACGAAUCCAGAUUCUGGCACCUCCAGCAGAUGACAACGGCGGUGAUUCGCAUGUCGGACCACGUCUUCGAGGAUCCCUUCAGCGCCAUGACGCUGCUCAGCUCGCAUCUGUACCGGCCGCGCAGUCUGUACAUAGAUGAGAGGGGGUCCCCCUGGGGAUCGGGCGGUCACUCGACCGGUGAUCUUCAGCGCCAAUGGGCCGAAAACCGCAUUUACGGUCUCGUCGCCAUGGACGUCUUUCUUUCAUUCACGCGCUGCGUCCAUCUCGCUACCCGGUCAAUCGUUCGCGGCAGGUUGGCCGCCGGCAGCACCAGCCUCGGUUUCCGGGAAAGUCUCAGCCCUACGGACGGUCGGGCGGCCUUUGUAAGGAAGAGUGAGGACUCUGAAGUUAGGUCACUGAAUGACGUCUUUGUCGGAGACUGGGACAUGGAGCCCCUUGUGCCUCCACGGCAUAGCGCAUUCCAGCCCGUCAAGGUCAUGUUUGAUGCCGUUGCGUCCGGCAGCGGCGCCGCAAUCAUCGGUCUCGUUCUCGCGGCGACAUGGAUUGCCUACCAGCUGCUCCGCGGCGUGUACAACAUCUCGCCACUCCAUCCACUGUACCGAAUACCCGGCCCGAAGCUCGCCGCUGCCACAUACUGGCCCGAGUUCUAUCACGACGUAAUCCUCUUUGGCCGUUAUAGUGGCCAGAUUCGGUCCAUGCACGAGAAAUAUGGCCCCAUCGUUCGCGUCAGUCCACACGAAGUUCACUGCGAUGACCCUAAAUUCGCCGACGAGAUUUACGCCACCAGCGGCAGAAAGCGUGACAAGCCGCAGCACCAGAUCAACGGAUCAGCUCUGGGGCACUCUGGAUUUGGUACCAUGGAUCAUGAUUUGCACCGCAUCCGCCGCAUACCGCUGGCGAAGUUCUUCUCGAGGAGCAUGAUCUCGCGGCUUGAAUCGGACGUUCGAGCUCUCGCCCAGAAACUCUGCGACAAAUUGCUGGCGCAUGCCGACAAACCUGCCUUCGACGUGACCAUGGCGUACAGCUGCUUUACCUCGGAUGCCAUAUCGGGUUACUGCUUCGGCGAGCCCUUCGGGUUCCUCGAACAGGAGGGAUGGUACCCUAACUUCCGCGAGCCGACCGCCGCGAUCCUCAAGCCUGUCUUCAUCUUCCGCUUCUUUCCAUUUCUCAAGGCCUUGACGGUACUGGGCGAGUACGUCCAUCAAUACGGCAGCCUGGUCGACUACCUUCCCGAGGACACAGCACUGUUGAUCCGGACUCUGAAGAUCGAGAUCCCCAAUAUGAUCAAGAAGACAAAGGCCGAUAUGGACGCCGGUAUCCAGUACGACCGGCCGACGAUUUUCGGCUCGCUCCUUGAGUCCGACCUCGAGACGCACGAGAAACAGCCACAGCGCCUGGCUGAUGAGGCUACCGCCGUUGUCGGUGCUGGCACCGAAACUACGAGCUGGGCCUUGGGCGUCAUCACCUACCACCUAUUGACAAAGCCGGAGCUACUGCAGAAGCUCCGCGCCGAACUGUCGGGCGUUGUCGAUGACCCAUUGAAGCUCCCGUCGUGGACGGUGCUCGAGAAGCUUCCUUUUAUGGGCGCGGUGAUCCAAGAAGGGUUGCGCCUCUCUUUUGGUGUAGCAGCCCGCACCGCCCGCGUGCCUACUCGCGAGAACCUUGUGUACCAGGGCGAGUUCAACAAGAAGCCCGUCCAGCACGUAAUUCCUAGGGGGUACGCCAUUGGCAUGUCUGCGGCCAUCACGCACCUGGACGAUCGGCUCUUCAAAAACCCGCAAGAAUUCGCACCGGAGCGCUGGCUGGGGGACGAAAACCGGACCGAGCUUGAGCGCGGGAUGUUGCCCUUUUCCAAGGGCAGUCGAGCCUGUCUGGGUAUGAAGUGA
This is a messenger RNA of Purpureocillium lilacinum, 3045 nucleotides long. RefSeq lists its product as uncharacterized. The record is from RefSeq and is a predicted model, not a curated record. NCBI's taxonomy places the organism in Eukaryota, Fungi, Ascomycota, Sordariomycetes, Hypocreales, Ophiocordycipitaceae. Gene Ontology annotation, molecular function: monooxygenase activity; oxidoreductase activity, acting on paired donors, with incorporation or reduction of molecular oxygen; iron ion binding.